AUGGAGCGCUUCCAGCAAAUUAGCUACACAGCGGCUGAGCUCGUCAUUGGCGGAAUAUACAUCUCCAGUCUGAGCCGCCAUCUCAGAAUGAAGCCGAAUGUCAUUCAUAAACGAGUCAUACGUGACCUCUUCUACGUGCUCAUCAUCGCCGUCGUGCUUGAUAUUGUCACAGUAGUGAUGGUUUUCUUCAACCAUACGGGGAUGAAUCAUGCCAUUCAGGCUUUCUCAUAUAUACUGAAGCUGAAGCUAGAGUUUGUGGUCCUUAAUCAGCUCAAGAAUGUUAUUGCGCCUCACCGAAUUCGCAAUUCGGCAAGACGGUAUCAUCAUCCGGAUGCCUUUGGUAUCUUCCAGAUCUCGGAGUCUGAGAAGGCGAAGAAGACCAAGAGAUGGGGACUGGAGAGAUGGUGGAGUGAUGAGAAAAGUGAGCAUUUAGAGAAAGAGGUGAUUGUACCUGCCAUGCCGGACGAGGCCAGGUUGAAGGGAGAUGUUAAUGGGGUACGAGGAGGUGUUUGGCCUGUACAGGUGAAAGUCAAGCAGAAAGCUAGAAGAGACGAGUUCGGGGAUAUUAUCGAGGAUGACAUUGAGGAGGUUGAGCUGAGAGUGGUCAAUGGGACGCGCGAGGAUAAUGUGUAA
Bacidia gigantensis is the source of this 633-nucleotide messenger RNA. RefSeq lists its product as uncharacterized. The transcript has a single exon. NCBI's taxonomy places the organism in Eukaryota, Fungi, Ascomycota, Lecanoromycetes, Lecanorales, Ramalinaceae. The coding region runs from base 1 to 633 and encodes 210 amino acids. The record is from RefSeq and is a predicted model, not a curated record.